CUCUUUUCCCCAGGCCCCAAGUAAUCACAUCUGUACAAAAUUUCUUCAUUCCCUCACUAGGAAACCCUAAAAUCAGUUCGGCGCACCACUGCCGCCGGCAAAUCCUCCCAACUACCUCGACGAAGAGGAAGAAGACGACGGGAAAGUAGAUGAAGAGAAGCUGCAAGCCAUCCUUCAGACACAACCCUCCGCUUGGAUCACUCAAUGAACGACGCCCACGUGUCCACUCGUGACGUAAACCGCAGCAUCGCCCUCCGAGGGCCCGAUCACCCUACGGGAUGCCGACAAUCUGAAGAAGAAGUCCAUAAAUCGAAUUUUCAAAAGACUCACUACACCCAUUUCAAGAAAAAAAAUGUCCACCACGAGCUCAAGCAGUGAUACCGGGGAAUACAAGCUCCAGCUGAAAGUCAUGGUUAACCGUCAGCAAACGAAGGUGCUGUUUGCCGAGGCCGACAGCGACUUUGCUGACGUCCUGCUGAGCUUCUUGACAUUGCCGUUGGGAAAGAUCAUCAGGAUGCUGAAGAGUUACUAUGAAGAUAACGAGCCCCCACUGGGAAGCCUAACGACACUAUACGACAGCCUGUCCAGGUUGGACAACGCCCUUUUCUGGACAGCUGGCGGCAAGCAAAUGCUGCUCGACCCAAGGAACCCGCUUGAGGCCGAGUGUGUCUGGCUAAAGCUCAACGUUGACGAAUCCCGUCGAACGACUUACUACAGGUGUGGGGCCCACAGCUGCAGGCGUGAGAGGUCCUCGAUUGUGACCAUGUACCACAGCAUGGCAACUUGUGAGUGCGGUGGGCCUCUGGACAAGGCGAUGGGCCCAUUGGAGCCCGGGAUUCUUGAUAACAGACAAUCUCAAGGUAGCCAUGGGGGGGUUUUUGUCGAGAAGGGCACGGUGUUCUUGAUAAACAACGAUCUCAAGAUGGCGCCUCUUGUGCCCGGGCGCUUCUUGGAAACUCUGGUCGAUCUCGGUGUGACUGUCGGGAAAGGAGCCAAGAUGUUGACUAUGAGCCUUGGGGUCCAGGAUAUUAUGGAGUUGCUCAUGGGAUCUCUACUCUCCCAUACUCCACUAACCGACCUCUUUCUCCACCAUUUUUACCUAGAGUCAGACCCGGUUUUACCCCGCGUUUUACUGCCUCUGGCCGCAGUAAACCCGCCGUCCUACUCCAAAACCAUGAAAGUGAAAGCUGUCUUACGCAAAUCCAAUAACGAACUACUGUUUGUUCAAGCCGAGGAUGAUUUCGUGGAUUUCAUCCUUAGUUUGCUAACCAUCCCCUUGGGUGGGGCCGCUUUCCUCUUGAAGGGCAACACAUUGCUAAAAAACAUCGACAAUUUGUACAGGAGCAUAGCCGAGACUGUCGAUGAAAAGUACCUAAAAAUGAAAAAUGGGCUAAUCAAACCCGAGCUUCCUCCGGGCUAUCUGUCCAAGAAUCAAAUCUUGCCCCUGACCGAACGAGCGGCACCCAAUAUUUAUUUUGUCGAGUCCUUUAAUGUGGGCCCCACCAACAAGGAGAUAGAGAAAGGUUCUUGGAUGCGUUUUAAGGACCCUAAAGGGGAGGGGAGUUAUCUAAGGCGGCAUGACAAGUUUUUGGUGACGAGCGAUUUGACCGUGGAGCGUAUGGUCUCAUUUGAUGCGGCUCUCGUCUGGAUGAAAGUCGGUGCAUGUGAUGUGCACGAAGUGGAGCUGGACAUUGGAAUGCAACUGGCUUUGAACAUUUUGCGAGCAUCUCUUGUGUCAGAACGUGCUUUGAGCAAGGGCCUAGAAUAUGCCAUAAUACAGAAGCUAGUGAAAGGAGGCUUUCGACCAGUGCUUUGAUGUAAUGAGUCGAAUUGCUCGUCUCGUUUGUAACUUCGGUAAAAUUUUUCUGAGUAUCGAUCAUCAACUAUAAAUGGCCUCUUUUAGCUUUGAAAACCAUCGAUUGUAAAUACGGAGGAUCUUUGUCUGCUCUUUCUGAACGUUAUGGUAGGUUUUGCUGGUGUUUUCAAAUUAGGUUUUCACCGUAUUGUUGCAAGUUUUGGUAAUGAAAAGGCCGGUUACAAGCUGAUUGUUGCGGUAUAAAAGAAGAAGCUGGAGUUUUGAUGGUGCUACCUAUGGGUUUCAGCCAAAAGCUGGAGUUUGAAAAAAAUAAAAAACUGGAGAUCGUCUUUAUGACUCUAUAGUACCAAAAUGGUUUACGGUGCACCAAACUUCUAAUCAUCUCCCAGAAUUCUUUCAAAAACGUUUGCAUUAAAAUAAAUAAUCUCCAAAUAUUUUUUAUUUUUAUAUAAAAGUGUUACUUAAAGCCAAUGACACGUCUGUAAAGAAUAAUUAUGAUUAAAUAAGGAUAUGUCAUAGCAAGAUUAAUGCCAAAAAGGUCAAACUUGAGGCAUUUUGUUGAUAUGGCUCAUAUAUUGACAAAGGA
This is a messenger RNA of Striga asiatica, 2402 nucleotides long. The record is from the annotation of a GenBank genome assembly. NCBI's taxonomy places the organism in Eukaryota, Viridiplantae, Streptophyta, Magnoliopsida, Lamiales, Orobanchaceae.